Messenger RNA from Penaeus monodon (black tiger shrimp), 573 nucleotides. RefSeq names its product A-agglutinin anchorage subunit-like. NCBI's taxonomy places the organism in Eukaryota, Metazoa, Arthropoda, Malacostraca, Decapoda, Penaeidae. The record is from RefSeq and is a predicted model, not a curated record.
UCCCCCCUGUGCUCGUUUUCUCACUCCACAGUCUGUCUCCUUUCGCUGCCUUGCCUCCCAGCUCGUUUUUACUCUCUUUCUCUCUCCCUCUUCCUUAUCCUCGUGCCACGUUCUUUUUCUCCAGGUCCGCGAUUACGUGGGUGCAACGUCAGGGACCAUAAGGAACACCAACGCCUUCAUCCGAGCAGGAUUUUCGACCAUCAGGCAGUCCAAUGAUGUCGAUGGAAAUGAGUGAUGACAAUGGCCUUCUCUCCGGCAGAAGUUCAUCGAGACGAAGAGACCAUCAGCCAGUUAAACAGAGAACUGGCGGACUGUCGGGCCCACCUUAGCACCACUACAGCCAGUCCUGUCACCACCACAACGAGAAAUAUCACCACAGCCUCCAGUACAGCCACGAAAGUAUCCACGAAACCUUCGCCCUCGUCAACAGGAGGGCAUCUUAACUCGAGACCUGCGACCAUUACUUCAAAGGCUGCAACAAGAGCCUGAACUAGAACUCCCAUUCCAUUAUCCAGUAAAAGUGUUUUUACAACUUCUGAUGCUGGAAUUAAAUUUGAAAUUGCAUCUAGUAAA